Lymnaea stagnalis (great pond snail) is the source of this 1691-nucleotide messenger RNA. NCBI's taxonomy places the organism in Eukaryota, Metazoa, Mollusca, Gastropoda, Lymnaeidae. The record is from the annotation of a GenBank genome assembly.
AAAAGUGAAGCCAAAUCCAUAACUCCAAAUAAACCUGAGGUUUCAAAAACUCUUCUUGACUUUGGUGGAGAUGUGACUGGAUCUGUGUCAAACACUGAGAAAAUCUCAUCAAGUCAGUUCUUUGGAAUCAAAAAGAGGUAUUCAAUGUUUCUUAAAUUUUAAACAUCACAUUGUGUUUCUUUUUAAGUUUUUGAAGCAUUUUACCCAGAUUGACGAAGGAAUACACUGGGGUGAAAUAUAUAUCGGGCAUAUGACAGUGAUAUGAAAGUUAAUUAUUUUAUCUUAAAAUUUGUUGAUAUGGUAAGAUUUCACAGAACUAUAACUUUCAUAGGAAGAAAUUAUUUUCUUUCAUUGAAAGAGUUCUUAGAGAUAUAGAUUAGGAACUUUUAAAAUAAAACAAUUAAUCCUGGAAACUUUACUGAUGAAUUCAAAUUCUGAUGUUUAAGAUGUGCUAUUAUUAACAAUGUAUUACUUUUAAAAAGCUGAAGAACUAUGGAAAUAACUUGAACAUUUCAGCAGAUCAUGUGAAAUGAAGGUCUAUGUCACAGCAGAUUAUAUGAUAUGAAUGUCUGCAUCACAUACACUUAAACAGAGACCAUAAAGUUGGGACAGUUAUUCAUACAAUAUAACUUUGAGUAAUUUGUAAAGAAAUGCAACUUGAAUCAUUCAUGGGACAAGUAAACUUAAGACUAAUAAAACACAUACUCUUCCGUAACACUUAGGUUAACAUUCUCUAAAGCAUUGCCUGAGGACUUGAUGUGCAUGGAAAGAGAAACACACAGGAAAAACUUCAAGUCUGGAUCAGCUUUCUUGUAAGUUAUUUUUAAAUAAGAAUUAAUUGAAAAAUUAUGCACUAUUUCUUCAUAUUUUAUCCGUUAUUAUUUAGACUUAAAUUUUCUUUUGCUAAUUAUGGUUUUGUGUCUACAGAAAUAACCAUGAUACUCAACCUGCAUCUGUUUCAUCGGAUCCGACAAAAACAUCAGAUGUGAAUUCUGCCGGCUCAUUACUGGAAAUCAGCUCAGCCUCAUCUGAUGAUUUCUGCAUAGUAGAUAAUGAAUCUGUCGUCGUCACCAUCACUUCCGAAGAUAAAAAAAAUGGCAAGAGGAAAAAAGAUGGUGUCAGUUCAACCCAAACCAAGACAGCCAAUCAAAAGGAUGAUGUUAAUUCAACCCAAACCAAGACAGCCAAUCAAAAGGAUGAUGUUAAUUCAACCCAAACCAAGACAGCCAAUCAAAAGGAUGAUGUUAAUUCAACCCAAACCAAUACAGCCAAUCAAAAGGAUGAUGUCAAUUCUCCCCAAUCCAAGACAAUCAAUAAAAAACUUAGGACUGGCAGCUCACUGACUGAAAAACAACAAUCAAUUCAUCAGCCAAAGACAUUAACUGUAAAGAAUCAACAGUCAACUCACCAGCCAGAGGCAUCAAUUGUAAGGCAUCAACAGUCAACUCACCAGCCAGAGGCAUCAAACGUAAAGCAUCAACAGUCACCUCGCAAGCCAGCUCAUAAAAAACAUCAAAAACAAAGAAAUGUAAACAAAAGGAAUAGAAAGAAUACCGCUGCUCAGCCAGAUUGUCUAAAUACUGGUGAUGAGUCACAGAGACCUAAUCCAGUCCCCACCAGAGAGGAUUCUCAAAGUGAUGAAGUGAGAAAUAUUACCGUAAAUGUGACUGCUCAGCGGCAGCAAAAUGAGG